This is a messenger RNA of Penicillium diatomitis, 1005 nucleotides long. RefSeq lists its product as uncharacterized. The transcript has a single exon. The coding region runs from base 1 to 1005 and encodes 334 amino acids. NCBI's taxonomy places the organism in Eukaryota, Fungi, Ascomycota, Eurotiomycetes, Eurotiales, Aspergillaceae. The record is from RefSeq and is a predicted model, not a curated record.
AUGUCUUCCUCUCGCCGCCAAAUGACUUCCAGUGAUGUUGACCGCGUCCUCGGUCUCACUGUCAACAACCGCGCUCGCGAUCAAGUUGUGAGUCUUCUUGACUCCUUGUUCAAUGAGAACAACUUCUCAUCGCUCAGCAUCCCUUCGGAGCGAGUCCGUUUCCGCCAACUCCUCCGCGACACCAUGAGCGCCGAAGUCCACGGCCAGUCGUCACGAUUCCCCGAGAGCGUCUUGUCUGCCUUCAGACAUGAUGCUGACAAGUGCGUCGAUGCACUUUACGUCCGGGCCCGACUGAACCGAAAGGCACGACAAUGUCGGGAGACUCACCCUCCCCGCGGCACGAUCGAGACCACUGCAGAGUCAGUUGCCUCCACCUCCAGGACACCUGCUACUUUGGUUCCUGGAUCUUCCUCCCUCCAGCCCGCUGCUUCCCCUGCGGCUGCUCCUCUUCCCACGUCCGCCCAGCCUGUUCCUUCCUCCUUGACUGAGGCUUUCCCAAUGCCCACCCCAGCCGCUGCUCCCUCUGCCGCUGGGGUCGUCCCUUCGCCAGCCCGUCGCGACGUUCGCUCUGCUUACGACGAGGCUACCUGGCCCAUUCCAGGGGAUGGUCCGUUUCGGGUUGACCCGAACUGCUUCCUCCGCUUCCAAUAUACGGAUGCGAGCGGUAGGGCCUACCCCACCCUGGAGUGGAGUCUGGGCGGGAUGCUUGGCCCCCCCUAUGGCACCGAAGUGUGUCCAUACUGGGCGCCGCCAGAUGAUCUUUGCCUUAGCGACAUCUUCGCUAUGGUCGGUGCCAAGUGGGGUCUGACUGAUCAACAAGUCAGCAGACUCGAUGGCAUCGAGAUGAGGAUCAUCCUGGGCGAAAGGCAUUGGGACUAUGCGGGAUGGUUCCGGUUCUGCUGGGACUCAUUCCUUGCAUGGGCAACGGAACACCUGGGUGUACCGGGCUUACAGCCUUCCCGGGUGACGGAAACUCUGGAGACUCUUCUGGAAGACUGGUGGUGA